This is a messenger RNA of Venturia canescens, 1634 nucleotides long. It is a transcript of the gene Gas41, whose product is annotated as YEATS domain-containing protein 4 Gas41. The transcript has 4 exons. The record is from RefSeq and is a predicted model, not a curated record. Gene Ontology annotation, biological process: regulation of DNA-templated transcription. The coding region runs from base 181 to 867 and encodes 228 amino acids. NCBI's taxonomy places the organism in Eukaryota, Metazoa, Arthropoda, Insecta, Hymenoptera, Ichneumonidae.
UUAUGGGUAUACUACUGACUGAAACAUAACCUGAAAAACGAGCAGACAGCUGACUAUUAUUGACUAUUCCAAGAUCCAUAUAUGUUCGCACCCGAUAAAUAAUCAGUCGAGCGUGGAGAAAUGAUUUCUCUGCGUUUUUUUCUAGUAUUUAGAUGUUUAAAACGUUGAAAGCAACCGAAAAUGGCAUCAACCAAUGAAUUUGGACCGGAUUCCGGCGGCAGAGUGAAGGGUCUUACUAUAGUGAAACCAUUAGUUUAUGGUAAUAUGGCACGAUAUUUUGGCAAGAAGAGAGAAGAAGAUGGGCACACUCAUCAGUGGACAGUUUACGUCAAGCCUUAUCUUAACGAAGAUAUGUCAACUUAUGUUAAAAAAGUUCAUUUCAAAUUGCACGAGAGUUACAAUAAUCCAAACAGGGUAGUAACAAAGCCACCUUACGAAUUGACAGAAACAGGCUGGGGAGAAUUUGAGAUCGUCAUUAAGAUAUAUUUUCAUGAUCCUAAUGAGCGUCCGGUCACGAUUUAUCAUAUCCUUAAAUUGUUCCAAUCUACGCCAGAGAUUCAAACGGGUAGAAAGAGUCUGGUUUCAGAAUUUUAUGAAGAAAUAGUAUUUCAAGAUCCUACGGCACUUAUGCAGCAUUUAUUGAGUUCCAGCAAACCGAUCACACUUGGAGUUUGGAGGCAUGAUACGGAUUUUGAAGCAAAAAAAGAAUCAACCCUCAAAGGCAUUACCGAUGCUAGAAACAAAAUACGAACUGAAGUUGCUGACCUCAAAGAAAAAUUGACCUUGGCUAAGGAAACUAUAGCAAAAUUCAAAAAUGAAAUAGCUAAAAUUUCCAAAGCCAGUGGUGGACUUCCAGUUAUACAAUGAUUCCACUCACAGAGUCCAUACAUUUUACUAAUGAAUAAUGAUUAAUGAUAAUUUUAAAAAUAAGAAUACUAUUAUUUUGAUACUUAUAAAUUUGACAAUAAAAAAAUGAUACAUAAUGGACAGAAACGUUGAAUCCCCUAAAAAAAUUACAUCCAAUUCAUGAGACCAAACAGUCGUACUUGUAGAAAAUUUUUGACUAGAAUCAAUUUUUUUAGCUCGACAUGCAUUUAAGUUAUCUGAGUUUUGCACAACAUCUCCUGAUCGUCAGUGAUAAGAUAUAUAAAUGUGACUAUAUGCCGAUAUGUGUCUAUGCAGGAUUAUUAUUCAGAAUAUCUAAGAACAGGAGCGAAGAAAAAUACUAAAAGUACUGUGAUGAAUAUGUUGCGGGAGUGACUAUAUUAGCCAAAUGCAGUUGAUAACGAUACAACACAGAACGGAAAAAAAUCGACACGCGACAGCUGUUCAUUUUAUGACGCUGAAAACUCGUAAUUUUUUAAGCCCUACCAACGAUUCGUGAAAUAAAAAAUUGGUGAAUUACAAACGUUUUUUUUCGUUCAUUUCGUUGGACUCCAACGUUGGAAACUUCAGUGUCGUUUCAUUUUGGUACUGUUUUCAUAUAUUCGUUCGAAACACGGUGGUAAAGAAGGAUCAAUAAAAUUUAGUGGAUUGAAAAAAAAAAUAUUGUAAUUAAAAUACUGUAUUAGGAAUAUUAUAAUGAGAUUUGCUAUUGAAUGAAGCAAUAAAGCUGACGCAAUUUUAGAAUUUGA